AUGGCUGAGCCAGCCCUUCCACCGCUGAUAAUGGGCGGAGCGGGAUUCAGUUACCAGCUGCACCCAUCACCGCAGUCGUUGCCGGUCCUCGACAUCAUUCAGCAUGCUUUCGCGCUGGGACUGAGAUCGAUCGACACUUCGCCUUACUACGAGCCAUCUGAGGAGCUUCUGGGUGCUGCGCUUUCCAGUACGGAAAUCUCGUCCGUCUACCGUCGUGAGCAAUAUCAAAUCAUGACCAAAUGUGGCCGGAUAGCCUCAGACCAGUUCGACUAUUCGCCGGCUUGGAUACGGAAGUCAGUCGCUCGCUCACUACAGCGCUUCAACACUACCUACUUGGACGUGGUAUUCUGCCACGAUGUCGAAUUUGUCAGUCUCGAGGAAGCCGCUACAGCCGUGGGAACUCUGUUUGACCUAAAGAGGCAGGGCAUGAUCAAAAAUGUGGGCAUUUCGGCAUACGACAUUGACUCCCUGAUCGCUGUGUCGCAAAGGGUUCUUGCCGACUACUCACAGCCUAUCGACGUCGUCCAGAAUUGGGCGCAGCUCUCAUUGCAGAACACACGCCUUGAGGUUCAUGGCCUCCCUGCGCUCAAGGCCGCCGGUGUCAAGGCAGUCUGCAAUGCUAGUCCGCUUGCAUGUGGCCUACUACGAUCGGGAGGCGUCCCCGUUGGGAAACUCGGUGACUGGCAUCCAGCGCCAGCAGGCCUAAGAGCUGCAUCACAGCGAGCUUCGACAUGGGUCGAGGAAAAGGGCGACUCUUUGGCGUCGGUAGGACUCCGCUAUGCCUUGGUCAGGUCGUUACGGUGCUCCGAGCCUGGCUUUGCGCUUUCCACCAUAACCGGAAUCAGCACGAUCGCGGAUCUGGUACAGAAUGUGAUGACAGCGAGCCGAAUCUUGAAGAGACUAGCAAUUGCCGAUCGAGAGCUGACAUUAGAUCCGAAAUCGCUGAUAGGCUGUACAGUGCUUGACGAGAAUGCGGCAGCCGCUGAUGAACUGCUUUUUGACAGCGUCCGCCGAAUACUCGAUCGUUGGGUUGACUACGACUUCUCGGCAUCGCCUACAAUAGUUCCCGUGGAAGAGAAGCAAUCAGUGGUUUCAGUGACUACAACACCAUAUCAAUAG
Messenger RNA from Cyphellophora europaea CBS 101466, 1119 nucleotides. RefSeq lists its product as uncharacterized. The transcript has a single exon. The record is from RefSeq and is a predicted model, not a curated record. Bases 1 to 1119 code for a protein of 372 amino acids. Gene Ontology annotation, molecular function: D-arabinose 1-dehydrogenase [NAD(P)+] activity. Gene Ontology annotation, cellular component: cytosol. Gene Ontology annotation, biological process: dehydro-D-arabinono-1,4-lactone biosynthetic process. Lineage: Eukaryota; Fungi; Ascomycota; Eurotiomycetes; Chaetothyriales; Cyphellophoraceae.